This is a messenger RNA of Eruca vesicaria subsp. sativa (arugula), 999 nucleotides long. Lineage: Eukaryota; Viridiplantae; Streptophyta; Magnoliopsida; Brassicales; Brassicaceae. The record is from the annotation of a GenBank genome assembly.
CUUCUCUAAAAAUCUCCGCUUCCUUUCACUAACCAACAAAAACACGAUCUCCGCUUUCAAUCCAUUUUCACGAUGUCUCCUCCCUGCGCGAGCUCCGAUCCAUCAGACAAAGACUCAGAGCCCUUCGUGGAAACAGAUCCCACCGGUAGAUACGGCCGUUACGACGAGCUACUCGGCACAGGCGCCGUCAAAAAAGUCUACAGAGCCUUUGACCAAGAAGAAGGCAUCGAAGUCGCGUGGAACCAAGUCAAGCUCAGAUGUUUCUCCGACGAUCAAGCCAUGACGGAGAGGCUCUACUCUGAGGUGAGGCUGCUCAAGAGCCUCAAGAACAGUAGCAUCAUCGCCUUGUAUAAGGUGUGGAGAGACGAGGAGAGUAAUACGUUGAACUUUAUCACUGAGAUUUGUACCUCUGGGAAUUUGAGAGAGUAUAGGAAGAAGCAUAGACACGUGUCGAUGAGAGCUUUGAAGAAGUGGUCUAAGCAGAUUCUGAAGGGAUUGGAUUAUCUUCAUACGCAUGAGCCUUGUAUUAUCCAUAGAGAUCUUAAUUGCAGCAACGUUUUCGUCAAUGGUAACAUCGGUCAGGUGAAGAUUGGUGAUCUUGGAUUAGCUGCAAUCGUGGGGAAGAGCCAUUCAGCUCACUCUGUACUCGGGACACCAGAGUUCAUGGCUCCUGAGCUAUACGAGGAGGAUUAUACUGAGAUGGUUGACAUUUACUCGUACGGGAUGUGUGUUUUGGAGCUAGUCUCUCUCGAGAUUCCGUACAGCGAGUGCGAUAGUAUAGCCAAGAUAUACAGAAAGGUGAGCAGUGGAGUCAAGCCAGAGGCUUUGAACAAAGUGAAGGAUGUGGAAGCUAAGGCAUUUAUUGAGAAGUGCAUUGGGAAACCCAAGGAGAGACCUUCUGCAGCUGAGCUUCUUCGUGACCCAUUCUUUGAUGGGAUUGUAGAUGAUGAUGAUGAUGAAAACAAUGGUAAUAAUGGAACUGGUCCUAUUGUUUCUUGA